UCUUACAUCAGCCCUAUGAGUCCUGGUGAAGGCGACUGACGGGGAGAGAGCGAGAAGGGCUCGGGUUGUAACAUCCAGCCGUCUGACUGUAACUUGGAUAAUCUGGUACCGUCUCGGAACAAAUGGUCUAAAAGGAACAAAGAUCAUCUAAAAAAUCGGAAGCCAGUGUCUGUGCAUGUGUUUGGGAUGAAGCACCUGUGGGACGUUCACUUCCUCCUGCUCAUCCUCCUCUGCCUGUUAGGAGCCGUCACAUCACAGGUCAACCCAGGUGUGUGUCGGUAUCCUCUGGGCAUGUCAGGAGGGCAGAUACAGGAUGAGGACAUCUCCGCCUCCAGCCAGUGGUCUGAAUCCACCGCCGCUAGAUAUGGAAGGCUGGACUUCGAGGAGGGCGAUGGUGCGUGGUGUCCGGAAAUAACAGUUGAGCCAGACAGCCUCAAGGAGUUCCUCCAGAUUGACUUGCGCUCGCUCCACUUCAUCACCCUAGUGGGCAGCCAGGGUCGACACGCUGGAGGCAUGGGCAAUGAGUUCGCCCAGAUGUACAAGAUCAAGUACAGCCGUGACGGGAGCCGCUGGAUCUCGUGGAGGAACAGACAGGGCAAGCAGGUGAUUGAAGGAAACAGAAACGCCUAUGACAUUGUACUAAAGGACCUCGAGCCGCCCAUCAUUGCUCGCUAUGUCCGCUUCAUGCCCGUCACAGACCACUCCAUGAACGUCUGCAUGAGAGUGGAGCUCUACGGCUGUGAAUGGCUGGAUGGUCUCGUGUCAUACAACGCUCCAAUAGGAGAACAGAUGAGCUCGCCUGCUUACCCUGUUUAUCUCAACGACUCUGUAUAUGACGGAGCUGUCAUCCACAGCAUGACAGAGGGCUUGGGUCAGCUGACCGAUGGGGUGUGUGGUCUGGACGAUUUUACACACAGUCACGUCUACAACGUGUGGCCCGGCUACGACUACGUGGGCUGGAACAACGAAAGUUUCCCCAGUGGAUAUGUUGAGAUCAUGUUUGAGUUUGACCGGACUCGAAACUUCACCACCAUGAAGGUCCACUGCAACAACAUGUUUUCCCAGCACGUCAAGGCUUUCCGUCAGGUGGCGUGUUACUUCCGCUCUGACUCAGACUGGGAGGCCUCGCCACUCUCCUUCAGCCCUGUGGUGGAUGAGAAGAAUCCCAGUGCUCGAUUUGUCACAGUCAACCUAGCCAAUCACAUGGCCAGUGCCAUCAAAUGCCAGUUCUACUUCGCUGAUGCCUGGAUGUUGUUCAGUGAGAUCACUUUCCAGUCAGACACAGCCAUGUACAACACCACUCUGGCUCCAACCAAGCCUGGACUGCCACCCAACAUACAACCAGAAGAUGACCCGACCCACAAAAUAGAUGACAGCAACACCAGGAUUCUGAUUGGUUGUUUAGUGGCCAUCAUCUUCAUCCUCGUGGCCAUCAUCGUCAUCAUCUUGUGGAGGCAGGUGUGGCAGAAGAUGCUGGAGAAGGCCUCUCGUCGGAUGCUGGACGAUGAACUAACUGCUAGUUUGUCAAUACAGAGCGAGACGUUCGCCUACAACCACAACCAGUCGAGCACGACCAGUGAACAGGAGUCCAACUCCACCUACGAGCGCAUCUUCCCCCUUGGUCCAGACUACCAGGAGCCUUCACGCCUCAUAUGUAAGCUGCCAGAGUUUUCACAGAGCUCGGAGGAGCCUGCUUCUACCAGCACAGCAGCAUCCAAAUCCACCAUAGCUACUAUCGUCCAGGAUGGGGCCCCUCACUAUGCAGAGGCAGACAUUGUGAACCUGCAAGGUGUGACAGGAGGCAACACGUAUGCCAUCCCUGCUUUGGCCAUGGACCUGCUGUCAGGGAAGGACGUCGCAGUGGAGGAGUUCCCUCGAAAACUGCUCACCUUCAAAGAGAAGCUGGGAGAGGGCCAGUUUGGAGAGGUGCAUCUGUGUGAAGCAGAUGGAAUGCAGGAGUUCAUGAAUAAAGAGUUUUUAUUUGACAUCCCAGAGGACGUGCCAGUUUUAGUGGCGGUGAAGAUGCUCCGUUCAGAUGCUAACAAAAAUGCCAGGAAUGACUUCCUGAAAGAGAUAAAGAUCAUGUCGCGUCUGAAGGACCCCAACAUCAUUCGCCUCCUAGCUGUGUGCAUCUACAGCGACCCGCUGUGCAUGAUCACAGAGUACAUGGAGAACGGAGAUCUCAACCAGUUUCUGUCCCGCCACGAACCCGAGGGACAGCUCGCUCUGCUCAGCAACGCACCUACUGUCAGCUUCAGUAAUCUUUGCUACAUGGCCACUCAGAUAGCAUCAGGGAUGAAGUACCUCUCCUCUCUAAACUUUGUCCAUCGGGACUUAGCCACGCGAAAUUGCCUGGUGGGCAAGAAGUACACGAUAAAGAUAGCUGACUUUGGCAUGAGCAGGAACCUGUACAGCGGUGACUACUACCGCAUCCAGGGCAGAGCCGUGCUGCCUAUACGCUGGAUGUCAUGGGAGAGCAUCCUGCUGGGUAAAUUCACCACAGCUAGUGAUGUGUGGGCCUUCGGGGUGACCCUGUGGGAGAUACUGAACUUCUGCAAAGAGCAGCCCUACUCUCAGCUCACUGAUGAGCAGGUGAUAGAGAACACAGGGGAGUUUUUCAGGGACCAGAAAAGACAGAUCUACUUGCCUCAGCCAGUGCUGUGUCCAGACUCGCUCUACAAGAUCAUGCUGAGCUGCUGGAGGAGGAACACCAAAGAACGGCCCUCUUUCCAGGAAAUACACCAAGCCCUCCUGGAAAUACAGCCUUAAGCCGGGGCUACGUUUGCAGACAGUGAUUCCCAGGCUGCUCCUCUCUGGAAGAAGUGGUGCUCGACUAAAAAGGGGAGAGACACUCCAGGUUCAAUUUGUCUUGUCUUGGGGGUGAGAUCGACCUUUGGGCUACAAGCUACGAUCUGGGAAACACUGUUCCAUGGACUUACCACACCUCAAAGAUGGACUACUAGAGACAUUUUGUGUGUGUGUCAGUUUGAAUUUAAUCAGCACAAUCACAUUGGACAAGAUGUCUUAUAGAAAGGCAGAUAUUCUUAAGAAAAUCAAUUCUGUGUAGUUGCACACCAACCCUGAAAAACACACAUGAAACAAAGAUGAUUACGGUUGUGUGGGGACACAUGUUGUGCAAGUCAGAAUCAAAUGUAGCAAGUGACCUACAGCACUUUUGAAAAUAAAAUGUUAAUUUUGUUGAUACGAGUUUAGAUUUCCCAUUUUGCCCCCGUACUCGGUAAACAAACGUUGUAGAAUAACUUUCUUCUUGAGGACUGCUUGAAUGUAGAAGGAAAAAGUGCAGCAAUCCAUUACUGUUACAUUUCAUUAUAUUUCAAGUGUUUCAUCUCAGUCACUCAGACAAACCUCCACACGUUUUUUAAACAAGAACAUUCAGUCUCUCAUCUCCCUGCAUUUUUCCUACAGUGAUCUGAACACAUGUAUAUGCCUGUGUAUAUUCAAUAGAUAAGUCUAAAUCUCCAAUAUCAAUAUUUUGUAUUUUAUAUUUAUAUGUUCCUAUGUGUCUGUUCUGGUUAUGUUUUGUGUAUUAAUAUGCUUUUAAAGUUGAUGUGUGUGAAAUGUCAUGUCCUUUACUUUACAAAAAUCAGGAAUCCAGGCUGUGCUGUGUUGGUUACUAGUAUGUUUUCAGUCUGUUUCAUUGAAGAGAUGUCACUGAGUGUGUUGUGGAUGUUGAAUAAGAGAAAGUAAAUGUCUUUUAAAAGAGGAAUGGAGAAGAACAUUGAGUUAUAAAUCAUGACUUACGACUGCUGCAGAUCACACAGUGGUUUAGCUCAUUCAAACACAUCCUAAGGACUCCUCAAUGGGAAUUAGUUAUCAGCAGUCAACUUGCUCUCUGUUACUGAUCUAUGUGUUUACCUGUGUUUUUCCACAUGGAAUAAAGCUUUGUGUUCUUUGUUUUACUCCAAUAGCUUGAACGGCAUACUGCAUACCACUGUUUGAGCUACAUGGCCUGUAUUUACAGUUUCUGCACUCUUAUCAGAGGCCUUUGUCCCAAUUACCUCGUACGUUAAAGACACUUCUAUCCAUGGCGCAUGGCGUCUCAGCCUUUAUCUUUCACUAUUUCACAGUCUCAUGUACUAUCUGGUUUGAAGACAAAUUCCUAAGUCAAUUCAUGGCAUUUACGUCUUCUCAGUGUCAUAAAUGAGUGUAGAGCUGCAAAAAUGUUAUUGCACCCAAAUAAGUCAUAUUUUUUUGUUUUUUUUUUAACUUUGUACUACAUUUUUUAGUGAGAAUGUUUUUUUUAAACAUAAACUGAAGUUGUACAUUGAUGGACAAAUUACAAAAUAAAACUUAAACAGGGAAGUGAAUACCUC
Molecule: messenger RNA, 4334 nt
Organism: Platichthys flesus (European flounder)
Lineage: Eukaryota; Metazoa; Chordata; Actinopteri; Pleuronectiformes; Pleuronectidae
Gene: ddr2a
Product: discoidin domain receptor tyrosine kinase 2a
Exons: 17
Coding region: 187-2769 (860 amino acids)
Biological process (GO): multicellular organism development; cell surface receptor protein tyrosine kinase signaling pathway; positive regulation of kinase activity
Cellular component (GO): membrane; signaling receptor complex
Molecular function (GO): protein tyrosine kinase collagen receptor activity; collagen binding; ATP binding
Source: RefSeq, a predicted model, not a curated record